Messenger RNA from Drosophila takahashii, 2499 nucleotides. It is a transcript of the gene Caf1-105, whose product is annotated as chromatin assembly factor 1, p105 subunit. NCBI's taxonomy places the organism in Eukaryota, Metazoa, Arthropoda, Insecta, Diptera, Drosophilidae. Gene Ontology annotation, biological process: nucleosome assembly; DNA replication-dependent chromatin assembly. Gene Ontology annotation, cellular component: CAF-1 complex; nucleus. The record is from RefSeq and is a predicted model, not a curated record. Gene Ontology annotation, molecular function: protein binding.
GUCACACUUUUAGGCGCGAAUUCUGCCGCAUAAAAUAAUUUUUCGCACUUCAAGCAGUCAACACAGGCCAAUAAAGUAAACAGGAUGAAGUGCAAGAUACCCGAGAUCUCGUGGCACAACCGCGAUCCCGUCCUGAGUGUGGAUAUACAGCAAAAUGGCCAGGGACUGCGUUCCCCGACGAUCUGCCGCCUUGCCUCCGGUGGCACCGAUGCCCAUGUCCUCAUUUGGUAUGUGAAUCGCAGUGAUGACGCCGAGGGCGUGGAUGUGGAGCUGGCCGCCGAUCUGUCGCGGCAUCAGCGUGCCGUCAACACGGUGCGCUGGUCCCCCAACGGAGAACUCCUGGCCUCUGGCGACGACGAGAGUGUGGUCUUCAUCUGGAAACAGAAGGCCGACCACGAAGUAGUCAACAUUGUGGACGCCGACGGAUGCAGCGAGCAGGACAAGGAGGUCUGGAUGACGCUGAAGGUGCUGCGCGGCCAUCGCGAGGAUAUCUACGACCUCAGCUGGGCGCCCAACUCCCAGUUCCUGGUCACCGGGUCGGUGGACAACACCGCGAUGCUGUGGGACGUCCACAAGGGCAAGUCACUGGCCAUUCUCGAUGAUCACAAGGGUUACGUGCAGGGCGUGGCCUGGGAUCCCUGCAACCAGUACAUUGCCACCAUGAGCACCGACAGGCAAAUGCGCAUAUUUGAUGCCAACACCAAGCGGGUGCUCCACCGGGUCAGCAAGUGCGGAUUCCCAGUGAAAGAGGGCCACGAGCUGCACGGCAAGAUCGUACGGCUGUAUCAUGACGGCACCCUGCCGACCUUCUUCCGCCGCCUGUGCUUCACCCCCGAUGGAAAGCUGCUCCUUACGCCUUCGGGGAUCACCGACUACGACGGCGUGGCGAAGCCCAUAAACACCACCUAUGGAUUCAGUCGCUACGAUCUAUCGAAACCCGCCUUUGUGCUGCCCUUCCCCAACGAAUACGCGGUGGCCGUGCGCUGCUCUCCGGUUCUGUACCGUCUGAGACCGUACAAUGCGGAGAAGAAUCCGCCUAUCAUUUCGCUGCCCUACCGCAUGAUCUAUGCCGUGGCCACAAAGAACGCUGUGUUCUUCUACGACACCCAGCAAUCGGUGCCCUUCGCCAUUAUCUCCAAAAUUCACUACUCCAGGCUCACGGAUCUGACCUGGUCAAGUGAUGGAACUGUCCUAAUCGUGUCCAGCACCGAUGGUUUCUGCUCGCUGGUGACCUUCGAGCCGAAUGAACUGGGCGAGCGCUACGAGGAGAUGGAUGCAGUGCUGAGCGCUGCCCUGAAAUCUUCAGAAAAUGUACCGCUUCCGAAGAGGAAAAAGCACAAGCUCCGCAAGGCAUCGUCGGAUGAGGUGGCAGCCACAAGGAAACCUCUGCAGGAGAAGACCAAACCGAAUACAAAUAGGAAGGCUGCAGGAUCGGGAAUCAAAGAGGAGGGCGAAACCGAUCCGGAUGCUGAAAAUGAUUCAUCCAUGCACAGCGCGAGCUCGUCCAACUCCAACAGUCCCAAAACGAAGAAUAAGAGCGAGGUUAAGCCCACACCCAUUGCCUUCCGUCGUUCGCCGCGAAAAGUUACGACAACGCCCACGCCGAUUUCAAUACGCAGAGCUCCGCGUAAGCCGGAAGAUGGCGAGGGAGUCGAACUGUCCAAGCCUAAAGAAGACAUUGAGGCCACAUCUUCAAAGGCACCGAAAGUAGAAGCAUCACCUGUAAAGCGAAAGAUCAGUACAGAGGCAGUGCCUCCAACAGAGACGUCACAGCCGGCGCUUGGAGUGAUUCCGGUUAUCGACAAGGAGAUCAUCAGUUCAGAUGAAAAGUUCGAGUCGCCCGAGAAAAAGUCCCGCCCUGCUACGCCCAUUCAAGUGCGCCGCCAGCCCCGAACUCCCGGAAGUUCCAGCAACUUCAACCUUACGCCGAAAAGCCAACCCGCCAAGCAAGCCACUCCCAUCGCCGUGCGGCGAACUCCCCGCGUACUCGUCGAAAUGCCCGUCAACUCGCCUGUGGUUCCAAUGGAGGAGGCCAUGGAUGCCUGGCCCCUCGAGGAGGGCGUCACACCUCUGCCAACGACAAAGAAGGAUUCGCAAGAUCUUUUGACGGAGGCCAAGAAGACGGAAACGAAGCCUGCAGUUAUUGAAGCCAGCGAGGUUACCUGCGAGCGAACGGAGGAUAUUCGCCUGGUCUACGAGGAUACGCAGGAGGAAACCCCUGCCAAGGCGACGGAAUCAACACCAUCAACGCCCAAUAACAAAACUCCGCGACGGGUGUCCUUGCGAACAAUCUCCACGCCCAAAUCGAAAAAGAAACUGUUAGAGUAAACAAUGCAAUAGAUUAGUCGUAACCGAUUUAUAAUAGAGGAAUUCCUAAAACUGCUUAUGAUGUUAAGGCAUUUUAAGGUUACCCCAUAAAAAUACAAAAAUAUAUAUAUUGGGAUUCCUUUAUUAACAAUUCCAAAAUAAAACGCAAGACAACGCUUAGAGAAAUGUUCA